Mauremys mutica (yellowpond turtle) is the source of this 8291-nucleotide messenger RNA. RefSeq names its product regulatory factor X3 (gene RFX3). Gene Ontology annotation, cellular component: nucleus. Gene Ontology annotation, molecular function: DNA-binding transcription factor activity, RNA polymerase II-specific; RNA polymerase II cis-regulatory region sequence-specific DNA binding. NCBI's taxonomy places the organism in Eukaryota, Metazoa, Chordata, Testudines, Geoemydidae. Bases 119 to 2284 code for a protein of 721 amino acids. Gene Ontology annotation, biological process: regulation of transcription by RNA polymerase II. The transcript has 18 exons. The record is from RefSeq and is a predicted model, not a curated record.
UCUUGUUCCUCGUAACAACGCCAACAGAAAGAUAUUGAUUUAUUUGACAGAGCAACCUCUGAAGAAUGUGACAGUGUCAAUUAUUCUGGGGAUUGUCAAGUGCAGAGGAGAGACCACGAUGCAGACACCAGAGACUGUGUCGGACACAGGUUCAACAGUGACUUUACAGACAUCUGUGGCUGGCCAAGCAGCAGUGCCCACGCAGGUAGUACAGCAAGUACCAGUACAGCAACAGGUACAGCAGGUACAGACCGUGCAGCAGGUACAGCAUGUCUACCCAGCACAGGUGCAGUAUGUGGAGGGAAGUGACACAGUCUACACAAAUGGAGCUAUCCGAACAACAACUUACCCUUACACAGAAACCCAGAUGUAUAGCCAAAACACCGGGGGGAAUUACUUUGAUACGCAAGGAGGUUCUGCACAAGUGACAACAGUGGUCUCAUCUCAUAGUAUGGUGGGCUCUGGAGGGAUUCAAAUGGGUGUCACAGGAGGACAACUCAUUAGCAGCUCUGGAGGGACCUAUCUGAUUGGCAAUUCAAUGGAAAAUUCUGCUCAUUCAGUGACUCAUACAAUGCGGGCCUCCCCAGCUACAAUUGAAAUGGCGAUUGAGACACUGCAAAAGUCUGAUGGUCUGUCCACUCACAGAAGCUCUCUUCUCAACAGCCAUCUCCAGUGGCUCUUAGACAACUAUGAAACAGCAGAAGGAGUCAGUCUCCCCAGAAGUACGCUUUACAAUCAUUACUUACGACACUGUCAGGAGCACAAGUUGGACCCAGUCAAUGCUGCCUCCUUUGGAAAACUCAUAAGGUCAAUUUUCAUGGGGCUACGGACCAGGAGACUAGGCACCAGGGGGAACUCCAAAUAUCAUUAUUAUGGGAUUCGUGUCAAGCCAGAUUCUCCUCUUAAUCGGCUACAAGAGGACAUGCAAUAUAUGGCUAUGAGACAACAACCCAUGCAGCAGAAACAGAGGUACAAACCUAUGCAGAAAGUGGAUGGAGUUGCAGAUGGUUUCACAGGAAGUGGUCAGCAGACAGGCACAUCUGUUGAGCAAACAGUAAUUGCCCAAAGUCAACAUCAUCAACAGUUUUUGGAUGCAUCUCGAGUACUUCCAGAGUUUGGAGAAGUUGAAAUAUCUUCUUUGCCAGAUGGUACUACGUUUGAGGAUAUCAAAUCACUGCAGAGUCUUUAUAGAGAGCACUGUGAGGCAAUAUUGGAUGUUGUAGUGAAUCUUCAGUUUAGCCUGAUAGAAAAAUUGUGGCAAACUUUCUGGCGCUAUUCUCCCUCCACUCAAGCUGAUGGCACUGCUAUUAGUGAACCGAGCAAUCUGAGUGAAAUAGAAAGUCGACUUCCGAAAGCAAAGCUGAUUACUCUGUGCAAAAAUGAGACUAUUCUGAAAUGGAUGUGUAACUGUGACCAUGUGAUGUACCAGGCUUUGGUGGAGAUUCUCAUUCCUGACGUCCUUAGACCUAUUCCUAGUGCCUUGACCCAAGCCAUUCGCAAUUUUGCAAAAAGCCUUGAAGGUUGGCUUUCCAAUGCCAUGAACAAUAUUCCACAGAGAAUGAUACAAACCAAGGUUGCCGCUGUAAGUGCCUUUGCCCAGACUCUGCGAAGAUACACAUCUCUUAAUCACCUGGCUCAGGCAGCUCGUGCUGUGCUUCAGAACACUUCUCAAAUCAACCAGAUGCUCAAUGACCUCAACCGUGUUGAUUUUGCCAAUGUCCAGGAGCAGGCUUCCUGGGUAUGCCAGUGUGAUGACAACAUGGUUCAGAGACUAGAAACCGACUUCAAGAUGACUCUUCAGCAGCAGAGCACUCUGGAGCAGUGGGCUGCCUGGCUCGAUAAUGUAAUGAUGCAAGCAUUGAAACCAUAUGAAGGAAGACCCAGCUUUCCUAAAGCAGCACGGCAAUUUCUGCUAAAAUGGUCUUUCUACAGCUCAAUGGUUAUUCGAGACUUAACCUUGCGCAGUGCUGCUAGCUUUGGCUCUUUUCAUCUGAUCCGACUGCUUUAUGAUGAGUACAUGUUUUACUUAGUAGAACACCGUGUUGCUCAGGCAACAGGAGAAACACCUAUAGCAGUUAUGGGAGAGUUUGGCGACUUAAAUGCUGUUUCCCCUGGAAAUAUGGAUAAAGAUGAGGGCAGUGAAGUUGAAAGCGAAAUAGAUGAAGAGCUAGAGGAAUCUGGAGAGCCACAAGCCAAGAGAGAGAAAACAGAGCUAACCCAGGCAUUUCAGGUCUUUUUCCUACUAGUAGUUGAAUCUGCUGCUCUUAUAAAAGAUAACUUAUAGAAUGCAAGGAAUGUAGCAACCUGCAUCAUAUUUACUUCAAAAAUAUUUCCUGGUUCUUAAAGUAAGUGGAUUUAAAUUUUUACAAAAAUUAAAUAAGGCAGUGUAACUGGCACACCUCAUUUGUACUUAUUCCCAAUUGUGUAGAAUUUGAAUAGGUGGCUAGAUGGACCAUUGCCAUUUAAGAAUGUACAUCAGGGAUCAUUGUACCUCGGCUAUUACAUGGUGCCUUAAACAGAACUGAAGCUAAGAUUUAGUACUUUUUGUUAUUAAUAACUCUUAAAUUCAUUCAACAAGGUGUGCCUGUCAUUUUCAAAUUCCCUAAGAAGUAAGGGCAGGUUACAUAUUCUUCAAAGAAAUAAAGGAAAUUUUUUAUUACUAAAUGGUGUUAAUAUCCCUCUUAGAGUGACAAUAAACCUAUUUUUUCUUGUUUCUAGCUGAAUUUCACUUUAUUACAAAUAAGAUAUGCUUGGGGAUCUGGAAAGCAAAACUAGCUUUAAUGCCAACUUCAAAUGUUAACAAAGUAGGUUAACCCCAGCCCCAAGCAUGGUUAUAUAUUUUCUAAACCCUUGUCUACUUUUAAUUUUAGAAAGUAAACAAAAUGAGCAGGUAUUUAAUGCAGAGCAUGUUUUCAAUUUGUAUGUGUGGUGGGGUGUCAGUCUGCAAUUACGUUUAAUGGCUAAAUCAUAGAGAAUGUGUGUACAUCCCAUUUUAAUUGACAUGAAACAUCUCACAAGCAUGUGUGAUUAUUUUAUACAUUUCAUUAUAUUUAAAACAGGCACACAAAUCUACCCAUUUGUAAUAGUGGAAAUAAACAAGCAAGCAAAAAAGCCAAAAAUGAAGGAAAGCACACAGACAAACAUUUUAGUUUUAUUGAAAGGGCCUGUUGGGGAAAAAAAACUAAGAAGUUAUUUAGUCUGGUUUAUUUAGUGUGUCUGUGGACUGAUCUUUUUUACAUGUACCAAAUGGCUGAACAGCAUGUGAGAUGAACAGUAUAUUUAUAGCAUACAUCUUUCUUGCUAGAGUUUUCAUAUGCUCCAAGAACUGAUACAGAUCAAGUAAAUUUUCCUAAUACACUAGUAAACAUUUGUAAUGUAUAAAAUAAGUAUAAAUUGCUUAGCGUUAUACUUUGCAGAAUUUGGGGCCCAAUUUUACAUGCUCUACUGUUCACACCAGUCAAUGGGUGUUUUCCCUGAGUAGAGUGCAAGAUAGGGUUUGUCAUUUACAGUAUUUGAAAUUUAUGCAAGCUCUAAGUUUCAUAGGUUUUGUUCACCCAGAUAUCAUUUCAGUGUCCUGGUUUGUUUUUUUCCAUACAAAAGAGCGUGUCUGCACCCCUCAUUUAAAAAAAAAACUAAGCUGUGAUAAAUAUUUAUUCCCCUUCAUUGUGCAUUAUGAACUGUUUACAGGUUAAAUUAAAGAUAAAAAUAACAAAAUAUUUUCCAUUUUCAACGUAGUUUCUUUUAAUGCUCUAAUACCGAUGUUCUGAAUUGGACCAGCUAUAUUUACUGGUUUCAUCUUUUGUGUUGGCAAACCUUAAAUGUUUUCUUGUCAUUGUCCUGUAUUGUUUUAAUGUUCGACUUGCUCAUGCUGAGAGAAAAGUGUGAUUGUAACAUGCAAAUUUGGAUUACUAUCAGAGGUGGAGCCUGUAAACCCUCCAUGAUUCAACUUCUCCCCCCAGUUGUUCACUGUUCCCACUGUGCAAAAAAUAAGAGUACAUACAAAAAUGGAAUGUAUUUCACAGUUUGAACCAACAGUAAUUUUUAUGCCUUAGAUGAAAACCAGAACGUUAGUUAAAUCUGAGAAUCUAACAUGCCAGAAAUCCUAAUUAACUAGAGGUGAUCUGAAAAAGUGUUAUUUAUCAAAAUAAAUUGGAAUCAUGGCAUGUUCAGUUAACUGAAUGAAAUAGAGUUUGUAUUCCCAUGUUUAUAAUUUGAUUACAGUGUCAAUUUUAAACAACAUUUCUAUCACUUUCUUACAAGAUCUCUCCUUUAAUGAAGUAAAAUACUAUGUAUAUUUACACGUUUGGGUGGUGUUUUGUGGGUUUCUGGUUUUGUUUUUUUACAUUUAAUGGAGUUGUAAUAAAUCAAACACUAUGUAUAUAAUCAAUCAAUUUGCACACUUUUGCUAUUUGUUAAUAUAUGGGCACGGUUAAUGAUUUUUGGUAAAAACAGAGAUUUAAAAUCCCUGUCUCCAGUUCUGCAUUGUGUAGCAUGUGGCUGGACUUAAGUGCCAACCCUUAAGCCCACUAACUUCAUUGGUGCUCUGAGGGGGUGCAGCAGUUUGCCCAUAUGCUACAAAUUGCAGGGUCAGUGCCUAUGUGAUUUGUGGAGUUUAUCUGAUCCAGACACUGAUUUCAGAAUAAUUAUUUUAAAAAUAUCCCUCUCCCCCUUUAGCACAAAUAAUGCAGUGAGCAAUAUGGGGGGUAUUGUUGAACCACUUUCUCAAAACACAGGGCCCAAUUUUCACAAGUUUUUAUAUGUAUGCAAAGUUGUUGGUCCAUUUUUCAUUGUACACUAGAUUUAAAAUUACUUUUUGUCUCUCCAACUUGCUAUUCUUUUUCUGCUUACUCUUGUACUGUAGCAUGUUUAAUGCAUCUUUGUUGAGAUAAUAUUCCUUACACAACAUCUGGAGAAUCGUUUUUAAAUUGUUUACCUACAAAAUAAGUGAUGUGCAACAUUACUGCCUUGAGUUUCACAAAUGGGUAAAAUCAAUAAAAUGCUGGUGUAUUGUCAUUCAGGAAUGUAUAGGUCUAUAUACAAAUUUGUUUAAUUUAAACAAGGUAUUUUUAAAUGUCUGAAACACUGCUAUGUUCAAAUUAUUUUCAUUUGAAGACCUUAUCUGAUAUCUUUGUGGUUCUUACCAGACGUCAUCUGCACUGUUUAGGAAAACACAUAUAUUAGUUUAAAAUGGAUUGCAGUUGUUUCAUUUACAGAAGUGGUUUCACAGAACAAAAGAAUCAUUUAUAGCCAUAAAAAGAAAUCAAUAAACUCUGUAAUAGUAGAACUCAUUUUUACAGUAAUUUUAGAAUUUGAAAUAUUAAUUUGGGAGAGCAGUACUAAUUCCUGAAAAUUGGGCCCUUGUCUCUGUGGAACAGGACAACCUCUGUAUACAUGGUUAAAAUAAGUCAAUGAAUGGAAUUAUAGUAUCUCUGAUACUUUGGUGAUUUAAAAAAACUGGAAUAGAAGCAUAAACAUAGUGCUUAUUUCUAGUAUUAGAAAAUUAAUUUGAUGUAAUGCCUUGCAUUAACCCUUUGAGCAUUGUAAGUCACAUGAUAAGGGGAAAACCUUUUCAGGUAAUUUAAUUAUUAGGCUACUGAAGAUAUUGUAUACAUCUAAGUGUCUGGUUAUGUUGCAACAAAUGUUUUUUCCCCAAAGUAAAUACUUGCAUACUAUAUAGACUUUUGAAUUUGUUGGCUUGAUUGAUUUAGGCUAAAAUAUUCACUGCCAUCUCUGUAUACUGUCUACAGCAAAAUAGUACUUCAGCUCCUUUAGUUUCAUAAUUCCAUAAAUAUUUAAUGAAGGAGUCAAAUAUAUGGUCCUAUAGAUACAAGUUGUGAAGUACUUAAAAUGCCUUUAAAAGGUGGGAGUUUAGCAAAAAGGGUUAUUUUUAGACUAUUUUGAAAAUCUCAUUAGGGUAGCAUUGAAAAGCACCAGUACUGUAAAUGAAAAUCUUUAGGAAUAAAAACAGAACAAAACUGUCAUAAUAAGUAAGGAUGAAUUUUGCAGGACAUUUGAGAUGUUUGCAGUUAAAUUUUCUGCACAAUCUUUUAUAUACGCAAUUGCAAAAAGAACAUAAUUUUAUUUAUACCACUUCAACAUUUUGUCACUGUGAAAUGGCAUAUGGAUAACAAAGAAGAUAGAGGCACUUGGUUCAAGUUCAUCUGUGAAAGCACUUUUGGAUGGCCCUUACUGAGUGUCAGAAUUAAAAAAAAAAAAACCUAUAAAUUUGCACCUGCAUUUUGGCAUCUGAAAAAAAACACCUUUUUUUCUCACAAAUAAAUUGUGCACACAAAAAUAAGGGCACAAAUUUAGAAGUGGGUGGAGACUCUUUGAAAAAAUAGUUCUAAAUGUCACCUUACUAUAUGAGAAUAUUGUAGAUAUUGUACUGGUUCCCUGCAGUAUCAACCAGUGAUCACCAUUAUCUGCAGCUGUGCUUGCUUUAGUCUAGCUGAGUGCAAAAAAGUCUCAUAUUAAGAUGUUUAGUGGAAUUACAUCAGUAGUGUAGUGCAGAUAUGUUGUAAACUUUUUUAGUCAAAUAAACAAUGCAAAUUCAUGCAUAAUUAAAACAAAUGCAAUACUCAAAGGGUUUUAAUUUAACAAUUUUUUUAUUCAUAAUUUACUGUAAAUGCUUCUCAGUUUGCAUGCCUUGAUCAUUGCUGCUAGUGAUUUUAUGUGCCAGUAGACCUGAGUUUAAUUUACCAAUUUUACUUAAAAAAUAGUAAAAGCCACUUACAAAGUGACUGCCUUUUUUGUUUGAAGUCAAAUAUGCCUUAUUUUCAAACAUUUGUUUUAAUUCUUUUGUUUUGUUUGAAUUUUUUAAAAUAAAUUAUGAUGAUGGGAUUGGAAGCCCUGAGUAAUGAAAUAUUUGGUAAGAAUUGUUAAUUUACAUUGAUUGUUAAGGGUGAAAUUCAUCCCAGAGAAGAAGGCCCAGCACAAGAUGUUGAGCCUCAUUUAAGUCACAAUUGGGCGUGUUCUUGAUUGCUUUCCUGAAUCUGUGUUUAACAUGGGGCUCAGAUGGUGCAGAUGAGGGGCUGUUUUACUGGGCUGAAUUUCACUCUAAAACAAUAAAAGACUGUCAAAAGAAUAUAGGAAUUGGGAGGAAUAACCUCCUUUGAUUCAUGAUUAUCAGGGACCCGAUUCAGUACUUCAGGCUCAAGAAAGUUAACUACUGAAGUUAGCAAGAGAUUUUUUUACUUAAGGAGUGCUAAAGGGAUCCCAAAUAGUCAUAUUCUUCAGCUAUCCCCCGAUGCAAGGAUGAUGUCUGCCAAGAGGGUUCAUUGGUGAGUGGCUGAGGAGCCCAAGUAAAUUUUCCUUGAAUGAAAUAUUAAGGUGAUUUGGCUUAUAUUUAUACAUUACAUACAAAAUUAAAAUAACCCAGUAUAUAGAUUUUAAAUAUUUGUUGGUCAAAAAAGGAAUCAUUCUGUACCAAAGCAAGUUCCCUACCCCUAUCCCAUCCCCACUCGUUGCCAUCAAAAAUUUGGAUUUACAGUAGUAACCAGCAAGACUGUUACAGAAACUUUAAGUGAGUGCCUUUAGAAAACUUGGAAAUUUGUGCCUGAGAUGGUAAACUUUUAAUUAGGUUAAUUGUAGUGCUUACCAAUCAGUAAAUUCUACUAUCACUCAGGGCUUUCUUACCUUCUAGGUAACUUCCUUUAUUGUGUUUAUUUUUAUUUUUUUUUAAGUGCCAUCAUUUAAAUUUCACUUAGUAAGUGGCAGAUUACAUUAUUCAGUCCCACAAGCACAGAAACAUUGUAACACUAGGAGAUAUUUGAACUUUUAUUUUCCAAUUGACUGAAUAUGUUAUGUAAAUGAGGUAAGCAACUUUUUUGUAGAUUGUAUGUGUGAGAUAAUGUAAUGUUCUUUUCCAGUUUUUGGAUUACAGUUAAAUAUACUUUUUAAUUAUUUAAAGAAAACAUCUUUACAGAAUAACGUGAUGAGUUUUUUGUAUAAUGUAUUUGAUUUUGUAAAUAUGUAUUUCCUGAUGUGAUUUUUGUGAGAAAUGCUAAAUCUUUUAGUAUAUCAUGUCCUCUCAAAAUUGGCAGGAGCUAAAUAAUAGUUUGUGGGCAAUUUGUAUUGUGUACUGUACAAUAACUGGGGAACUUUUAUAAUUAUAAAAAUAUAUAUUAACUUUUAGUGUGUUGUUUAAACAAAUGACUGGAACAUACUAAAGAUAGUAGGAUUUUUCUGAAUAUUUCAGACUUGAACUCAGGCUAGCUUUCUUGUGUUUUUCAAAACAAAAUUGUGUCUUGUCUUUUAAAAAUCAAUAAAUUUGUUUUCUUGUUACAAACAAA